AUGGCCAGGUUUUAUGAAAGUUAUUGCCAUCAACUAAGGCUAUGGGAUUCACAGACAACCAUUCCUCCAAUUCAAAGAUUUUUCGAAUUGGUGGAUAGUUUAAAGACAAACAAAGAGAUUGGAGCAUUAUCAGAAUUUGUGUCAAGAGAAGUUAUAGAAAAAGUAAACGCUAACAGUGUAACUAUCAUUGAAGACGCGAUAAAUUUGCUAAAACGUAAAUUUGAAAAAACAAUCUUGGAAAAAAUGUCUGAAUUGGUUUCUGAAAUACAAAAAUUUGAACAGAAAGAUAAAGAAACAGGUGAAGAGUAUCUGAAUAGAUUCGAGAAUCUUUUAGUGAAAAUGGAUAGAGUAAACUUUGGAUCACAGUGGAAGUUAUGGACUAUAGUUUUGUUUUUAGAUAAGUCUAAAUUAGAAACAACAGAAAAAAUUUCAAUUAUGAAACAACUAAAAAAUGUUGAAGAUAAAGUGACCAUAGAAAUUUGUAAACAGGAGUUCAAGGAACUAAAGAUAGAAAACCAAAGACCCGAAAAGGAAUUGGACGUAUUUUAUACAAAUAGACAAAGAUCUACAUCUAGAUCAAAUGAUAUGCAAAGAAAUAGGAGACCAUACUCUCGUUCGAGAGACAGAAGCCAAAACAUGAGAGAGUCAGGAAGCAGAUAUCAGAGUAGAAGACAUUACUCUCGAUCAGGAGAUAGAAACCGAAACAGAAUAGACUCCUUUAAACGAAGAGAGCCUUCAGAAAGAAGUGAAGAUCCUAAAGAGUUUGAAAGGAAUGGGCAAAAUCGUCCGAUGUAG
Messenger RNA from Macrobrachium nipponense, 795 nucleotides. RefSeq lists its product as uncharacterized. NCBI's taxonomy places the organism in Eukaryota, Metazoa, Arthropoda, Malacostraca, Decapoda, Palaemonidae. The transcript has a single exon. Bases 1 to 795 code for a protein of 264 amino acids. The record is from RefSeq and is a predicted model, not a curated record.